AUGGAUUACCUGACCUUUUUCAGCGACACUUGGGUCCACGAGUACGUCGAUUUCGAAAGACCAUAUCCCUCCAGAUGGGCGAUCGUUGAACUCAUAUUCGAACACCCCCACCAACAAAUCGGGCAAUACGAGGAUGAAACACUCGACCCCCCAACCCCGUCCUACUCCCAAGCGACUUUCCUCUGUCGCAGCGUGCGGGAGCCAUCCCGCGAAGCCUUCCUCAGAGUAUACAUGCAAGUUCCGCACCUAGGCACCGAAAAUGCAUCUCAUGCCAUCCGGUCGGCACAGGCAGGUAGUCGCACUCAUGAUGACAUCGAAGCUCUGGCCCUGUUUAGGGACAAGCGCGCAAAGCAUCUCCCGAGAUGUCUGGACGUCAAGGAAACGAAACAAGAUGUUACUGGGCUGGUUCCGGGAGGAUACAUGUCUUAUAUGCUGUGGGAGAAGCUUCCUGGGGUUCGUCUCGAUGAUGAAAUGUUUUGGUCCUUGGAUAGGAAUGAGCGGGAUGGGGUGCGAGAGGCCUUUGAAGCUGCGUACAAGGAGCUUUAUGAUCUUGGUCUGAAGCCCCUACAUUGUGGCCUGGAUCAUCUGCUCUGGGAUCAGAAGAAUUGUACAGUGUUCACUAUGCCAAUGGUUCUGGAUGAUGCUUGGCAUGAGACACUGUUCGCAGUGUGGGAGCUAGCCAUUCCUCCAAAACCUGUCAAAUGGUGGGAGGCGGAUUGGGUACCUAAGGGGAUCGAAGGCUGGAAACUUUGA
This is a messenger RNA of Aspergillus affinis, 753 nucleotides long. RefSeq lists its product as uncharacterized. Bases 1 to 753 code for a protein of 250 amino acids. The record is from RefSeq and is a predicted model, not a curated record. Lineage: Eukaryota; Fungi; Ascomycota; Eurotiomycetes; Eurotiales; Aspergillaceae. The transcript has 3 exons.